GCUUCCCACCACCACAAAACACUCUGAAUUCUGUAACCCAAACCCAUGUUCUUCCUUCGUCCCCAUUCUCCAAUGCCGAUUCUCCAUCUCCAUGUUUAUCUUCAACUUCCCCCAUUCUGCUUCCAUUCGCUUCACCACAAAUCCCAUCCCCUUCCCUACUCCUCCACGCCGGUGUUCUUCAUCGCCUCCGCCUCCUCGACCUGCACUCCCCAGACACCGAUCCACUGCACAUUCCGAAAUCGGAGGAGUCGCGGUUCUCUGGUUUAAGCAUGACCUCCGAAUCGACGAUCACCCUGCUCUCCAUGCCGCCUCUCACUUUCCCGCUCUCCUCCCUCUUUACAUCUUCGAUUCCCGCAUACUUUCGCGGUUUUCCAAUGAAAUGCUUGAAUUUCUUCUUCUUGCUUUGGAAGCCCUCAGGCGGUCGCUGAGGGAUCGGGGUUUGGAUUUGCUGAUCAGGUUUGGGGAUGCGGAAUCUGUACUCCGGGAGCUUGUAAUCGAGGUAAAAGCUACCCAUAUCUUUGCUGAGGAAGAGGUAGAGCAUGAGUUAUGUGUGUUGAUGGAUAAUGUAUCUCAGGCCUUGGCAAAUCUGACUGAGAGUCCAAAUCUCACAAUUUCGAGGACGCCAUUUUACGAUGUUAAGAGCUUAGAGGCCUUACCUGCAUCGUACGACGAGUUUAGGAAGCUUCAACUUCCUGUAAGUCCUCCACUUUCUUCUCCAACGUUACCCUGCUCGAAACUGGAAUUGAACUGGGGUACUAUGCCCGCAUUUGAUGCCUUGAAGGAAUUUAUAAAUAGUAAUCAAUUGUACAAAUCAAGAGAAGAUUGGAAUUUGAUGAAGAAUACAGCAGCCGAAGCUAUUUUGCGGGCUAAAUUUUUUAAAGAAGGAAGUAAUGGAAACAGUCUGAGUUCGAGAAGUACCAGGUCAGAGAGAAUGUACAAAUCAAUUUUUUCCAUACAACGAGGAAUGGAUUUCCAGAGGGGAGGUGCGGAAGGUGUGUUGAAUGCUUUAUCUGCAUACAUAAGAUACAAUGAGGGAACGGCUCGAGAUGACUGGCAAAUACUACAUGAAAUGGUACGCAAUUCUGAAAGCCGAGAUGGAUCUUCAUUUAUUAAACUUUUUGGUCCUGCUAUUGAUCUGGGAAUAAUAUCUAGAAGGAGAGUGCAUUAUGAAGCGAUCAAAUAUGAAAAGGAAAGAAAUGCUGGGUUUCUGUCACCUUUUGGAUACUCUGCAGGCACUGUUGCUGCAGUAGUUGAUGCUGUUCUCUCCUCAGAGUGGUAUUGGCUUAUGGGUUUGAAGAGCAAAGGAAGGUGUACGGGAAGUCAUUCUAUUCGAAAUUGGAGAUGGAAUGGCUUUCUUGUUCAGUACACAGUUGUUGGAUGUGAAGGCCCUGCCAUUCUUCUUGUGCAUGGUUUUGGUGCUUUUUUGGAGCAUUUCCGUCACAACGUACAUGGCAUUGCUGAAGGUGGAAAUCAAGUUUGGGCUAUAACACUUUUGGGGUUUGGGCGUUCAGAAAAGCCAAACAUAGUGUAUACCGAACUAUUGUGGGCCGAAUUUCUUAGAGAUUUUAUCAUCGAAGUUGUGGGUAGACCAGUACAUCUUGUUGGGAAUUCAAUUGGUGGUUACAUUGUCGCUAUCGUCUCCUGUCUUUGGCCUUCCUUAGUCAAAUCCAUUGUCCUCAUCAAUAGUGCUGGCAGUGUAAUUCCUGGAUAUUCUUUUUUGCCCUUCAAUAAGGAGAGACAGGUUUCUGUUGCUGCACGGUUGGGCGCUAGACUCCUUUUAUUUUACUUAAGACUGAAAACAAAGGACAUAGUGAGGAAUUGCUAUCCUACUAGAACAGAGCGAUCUGAUAACUGGCUUAUCAGUGAGAUGCUAAGAGCUUCCAAAGAUCCUGGCGGCCUGGUGGUUCUAGAAAGUAUUUUCAGCUUUGAUCUUUCAGUUCCCCUCAAUUAUUUGUUGGAAGGGUUCGAGGAAAGGGUUCUUAUCAUCCAGGGAAUGAAAGAUCCUAUCUACAACUCCAAGUCUAUGUUGGGCAUGCUUAAAGAGCACUGUGGUGGAGUUAUAAUCAAGGAAUUGGAUGCUGGGCAUUGCCCACAUGAUGAGCUGCCAGAAGAAGUGAAUUCUAUCCUCUGUGAAUGGAUGGUGAGAGUGGAAAGUAAAGCGAAGGCUGGUACUAUUUUGUAAUCUUACCCCUGUUAGAGAAUGUGCACAGCAGAGGACGUGGUUCCAUUAAAGAAUUUUCAACACCAGCACCAACAAUACGACGCCGUUCUUCUUAGUGGAUUCUGCACACAAUGCGACGUCGUUUGUACUCCUAUUUAUUCAGUUUUCUCAGGUUAAUAGAACGUCGCCGUUUUGGUGGUCCUCCACCCCUUUGUAAACCAUUUCUGUUGUUUUUUCUUGUAAACCAUUUCUGUUGUUUUUUGGGUACAACAAUUUGGUGACAGGGAGAUUGAACCUUCGACUUCGAGGAAAUAAAUACAUGUCAAUUACCGCAGUUA
Messenger RNA from Momordica charantia (bitter melon), 2499 nucleotides. Its product is annotated as DNA photolyase. The record is from RefSeq and is a predicted model, not a curated record. NCBI's taxonomy places the organism in Eukaryota, Viridiplantae, Streptophyta, Magnoliopsida, Cucurbitales, Cucurbitaceae.